Anopheles nili is the source of this 3264-nucleotide messenger RNA. RefSeq names its product PAX3- and PAX7-binding protein 1. Gene Ontology annotation, molecular function: DNA binding. Gene Ontology annotation, cellular component: U2-type post-mRNA release spliceosomal complex; nucleus. The transcript has 8 exons. The coding region runs from base 216 to 3116 and encodes 966 amino acids. Lineage: Eukaryota; Metazoa; Arthropoda; Insecta; Diptera; Culicidae. The record is from RefSeq and is a predicted model, not a curated record. Gene Ontology annotation, biological process: spliceosomal complex disassembly; mRNA splicing, via spliceosome.
CUCCGUAGUCUGGGGUGUUUUUAUCCAGUUUUUUCACCUGAUCGGUCAGUAAAAGUAAUCAAAAAUAACUGCCAGCCAAACGUAGUACCUCCACGAAGUGAAAUAAAUCGGCGUGGCAUGUCCCAACGCCAGUGAAACAUAUCAAACGGACCAAUAACACACCGCACUAGUGGCACCAGCUCCGGAAGAGCAGCGGACGACGCGGCGGAAAAGCGAUGUCGCUGUUCCGAAAGCCCAAAAAACCCAUCCAGCGACGUGUUUUCAGUGGUUAUGAAGACGAAGACGAGGAGAACACACCGUCGAGCAGGGACGCUCCGAACAACAUCGGCCAUGAAGACGAAAUUGACGACGGUCGGAUGGCACCGACCGAAACAGGACUCGCACCGGAAGGUCCAGCCAUUGCGACUGGGGCAGCUGCGAUCGCAGCGUCCUCGGAACGCAAGCGGAAAGAGCACCGGACGGAGUCCUCCAAGGGAGGUUCCGCCACGGGGCGAACGGGCACCACCAAGCCCUCUUUGCUUAGUUUCGAUGAUGAAGAGGAAGGCGAGGUGUUCCAAGUGAAAAAGUCCUCGCACAGCAAGAAGGUGAUGAAAACGCUCGACAAGGAGCGGCGCCGGAAACGGCACCAGGAGAAAAGCAAUGGCACGGGCACGUGCGCCUCAUCCGUCACCGCGGCCAAGGACGUCGGCCACAGCAAACCGACCGCUGCCCGGAAGCAGUAUCUCUCCUCUUCUCCUCCUUCCACCACCUUGUCGUACGACCACGACAGUAAUGAUAAGAUAAAAAGGGAAAAGUGUGAAAAUUCUAGCUCUAAUAUCCAAACAGAAAUACGCACAGACGACUUUGUGUUGGUGGUCAAGAAAUCGGAUCCCGAGAAUAUGAUAUUGAACGGUCGGGCGGCCCUGUGUGCCGGCCGGGACGAUAUGUCCUCGGAGGAUGAAGCAAGCGCGGCCGACGAGGGUGACGGGAAGCAUCACCAUCACCGGUUUGCGAAACCGCAGAGCAACUUUAAGCUGUGCCUUGAAAACGGAGUCAUCCCGGAUGCGGCCAUGAUUCAUGCCGCCAGGAAACGGCGCCAGAAAGCACGCGAGCAAGGUGACUUCAUUCCCGUGGAGGAACCGAAGGAAGACAAAAAUAAAAAGCGAACCGUACAGGAAGAUGGCGAUGGGGACGGAUCGGAUGAAGAUGACGAUCGGAUCGAUAUGUCCGCCAUAACCGGUGCCAAAGAGCGCGAGGAACGUCGGGAACAAUUUUAUGCCGUGCAGCGUGAAGAUUCCGAUGCCGAAGAUUCCGACGUAGAAACGAAAGAGUGGGAAAAUCAGCAAAUUCGCAAGGGUGUUACGGGAGCCCAGCUAGUUUCAGCGCAACAAGAGUCGGUCAUUUCGCAGUACUUAAUACACAACACCUACAAUCAGACUUUCCAAAACAAAUCCUCCAGCACCGGCGGUCUGAUGGAUGAUCGACAGGUGGACGAUGGUACCGGUGAUCUGCGUGCUCUGUCCACGGCGGCACUCCUUGAGAAAGCGUACGCCGCCUCAAGCAGAACACUGUUAGCAAGGCGGCCGGUUAACGACGAUCAUAAACGACCGCUUAGGGCGACCGAUACGAAACCAACCGGACCGCGUAUGCCUCAGCAGAUACUUGCGCAGCUAACGGAACGCCAGCGAACGACGGCGGAACUAAACCAGAAGCACGACAGCGACAUCGAGCAUAUUACUCAGGAAAUCAAACUGCUACAGAUGGAUCACCUGUCCUGCGAACAGAAGGCACCGGUUGCGGCGGUCAAGUACCGCUUUUAUCAGGAGUUUCGCUGUUACGUUAGCGAUUUGGUCGAGUGCUUAAACGAAAAGGUACCCCUCGUAGCAGCGCUUGAGCAAAAAUCACUCCAGUUAGUGGGAAAACAUUCGGGCAUGUUGAUCGAACGCCGAAGGCAGGAUAUGCGCGAUCAAGUGAAGGAAGUUACGGACAUAAGCAAAAUGGUCAAACGACCCCCGGACGAUCCCGAGCGCAUCCGUCGGGCGGCGGAACGUGAAGGACGACGCACCAGACGGCGACGGGAUCGCGAGAAAAACGAAACAGCCGACAGCCACUACGAUGGCAUGUCGAGCGAUGAUGAAAUCCCGGACAUGGAAGCCGCUCGCUAUCGAUCCGCGCUGCAGACAAUCGAGCUGGAAGCGCGUGAAAUAUUCUCGGAUGCUGCGGAAGAGUAUGGCGAACUCGAGGGUAUCCUGGGUCGGUUCGAGCAGUGGCGUCAGCACGAUAUGCCCGCGUACAAGGACGCGUACGUGAGUUUGUGUCUGCCGAAGAUAUUGGGACCAUUGAUUCGGCUCGAAAACAUCGGCUGGAACCCGUUGGCGGUGGACUCAGUCGAGCUUGAGGCUCAAGCCUGGUACCGUACAGUUGCCCUAUUUGGCUGCUCUGCUACCACGGAAGCGGCACUAGCUGAAGAUCCAGACGUGCGGCUGAUACCGACGCUGGUGGAGAAAAUAUUCCUCCCGAAGCUGACGGCCCUGGUCGAGCAGUACUGGGAUCCGCUAUCGACGACCCAAACCUUCCGGUUGGUGCGGUUGCUAAAGCGCUACGUGCGAGAUUAUCCUUCGUUGCGGCUGACGUGCAAAUCCCUGCGAGUGCUCUUCCAGGCGAUUCUGGACAAGAUGAAGCAAUCGAUCGACAACGACGUGUUUAUUCCCAUCUUUCCCAAGCAAGCUCAAGAAGCCAAAUCAUCCUUCUUCCAGCGGCAAUUCUGCAGCGGGUUGAAGCUUUUACGGAACAUCACCAGCUGGCAGGGUAUCGUAGCCGACGCGGCGCUGAAGGACCUCGCCAUCGCGUCCCUACUUAACCGGUAUCUGCUGAACGGGAUGCGGGUCUGUUCACCCGUCGAUGCGAUCGCGAAGGCAUCCACCAUCGUGUACACGUUGCCGCGUGUGUGGCUCCAAUCCGGAUCGUCGGUUGUGCAGAGCAUGGAUCAGUUCGUCACCAUGCUGCGGCAUUUGCAAUCUCAGCUAGAUCCGGCCCUCGUUCCGAAUGGGGAGUUGCACGACCAGCUACGAGAAAUACUGUCCAGUCUUCAUGUGGCGUCCGGUGAACAAAAACGAGAGACGGUGGGAUCACGAUAGACCCGUUUUCCUCACGUAUUCGCAUUUUUAAGGCCGCACCACAUCUCAGCAUGGGCGUGGCGUUUUUCGAUAUUUAUUGCUAAUCAUUUGAGCAAAAAAAAAAAAACAAUGGUUAAAAAUAAACACAGUGUUCUCGAUCGUAACGAAU